AUGCUACGGCAACCUACGAAAAGCAAUCGAAACGGACGCCGUUUCUGGAAAGUCGAAUUUGUUCUCUACCCGGACGGAAAUGGUGCUGCGGAAACGUACGACGCGGAUCCUAACCUUUUCUCUGAAGAAGUGUUACGGAAGAUCGGAGCCGCGCUGCAGGGGCCUCCAACGACGCUCUCGCAGCUGAUAACUCAGUGCAUGCCUAGCGACGAAGACACUAACCACAUUGCCACCUAUUCUGCCGAAAAUCUUGAAGACAUCGCCGAAGGCAGGACAACAUGCUCUUUGUUUGCAGGGCUUGCGCCUCACGGCUGCCACUGCCAGGUCACGGCAUGGUCUGAGUGGACUGCAUGCGACAAACAGUGCUCGCAGAGGACCGCGAGGAGAUCUCGUUCGAUCCAGCAUGCAGAAGCAUUCAUAGAUCCCGCCGUCGACUGCCCGCCCCUAACAGAAGAGCGUCCCUGCGCUGGAAGCACAAAGAUCUUCCAGGUGAACCUUCCAGCGGGCGUUUCGCUGGGAACGGAGGCUCAGCGAGCAGCGCAGUUUGAGUACUGCGCCCCCGACCUUCUAGCGACGCUUGCCAAAGUAAGUCAAGAAGCCUGGCAAGAGAAAGAAGGAGAGGAAGAAGAGAUGAAGACAGACGGAAAACGGGGACGAAACGGAGGAAACUAGAGACGGGAAGAACAGAAAGGAAGGCCCGUAAAGAAUGCGAGAGGAAGAAAAGAAGCAGAGGGAGAAAGGGGAGAUGUACUUCAACGAAGCGCGGAAGCGUACAAGUGCACAAGGCGAAACAGAGGAAACCUGGAAGCGCGCGAAAGCAGACGCGAAAAGACUUUUGGGGGAAAAGACACCCACCCUUAGUUCCCACAAGCGAAAAGACGUGAGAUCAACGCCUUCCCGUGAGGAGUAUCGAGGGAAAAGAUAAAUUCACAACGAAGACACCAAAAUCCAGAACAAGCAAAACUCACUCGUCUGGGCAUCUCGGAGUGGCGAUGGAGUAUCGCUUUGGCGAGCAAAUCUCCCCUCUUACACCUCACGACCGAAACGGUUCUCUGCUCAUACACAUCCAACGGUGCUCGUGGCGACAGCUUCCCAGCGAAUUCGACUACCGAUAAGACCUCGAAAUCCAGCAGUUUUAGCCGUCUUAGCCGCAAGUGGAUCGAUUUUCCUUGAGUUGAAGACACAGUGUUCUGCUGCUUAGCACCGUGGAAGCGGCCUCGAGGUUCCUGGCUGAACCUCCAUUUCGUUUGCUUCUGGGAGCAGACUCUUCAGCUGUCGCGGGAGGCUCUCGCGCAGACGGACGGGUGGCACGAAGCUCUGAAACAGUGGAAAUUCAGCAUCACGAUCGACCCCGGAGUGACGAGCGUGGAGAAUGCUCACCAAGAGCUCGAGAGAACAUUGGGGUCCGCGACUUCCGCUCUGUACAAGGCCCUGAUGCAGUGCUUCAACCUGCAGGAUGCCCCCCCGGGGUCUCUGCCCACGGUAUCUCUCGUUUCAUCGCCAG
Toxoplasma gondii ME49 is the source of this 1504-nucleotide messenger RNA. RefSeq lists its product as hypothetical. The transcript has 8 exons. The record is from RefSeq and is a predicted model, not a curated record. NCBI's taxonomy places the organism in Eukaryota, Apicomplexa, Conoidasida, Eucoccidiorida, Sarcocystidae. Bases 1 to 672 code for a protein of 223 amino acids.